CAGAGCAGAAGAGCACCUAGGCGCCAGUUGGGGUGAAGUUAGUAAAUGUGGGGCCUCGCCCGGUGCCUGGGUCGUGGGCAUUUGUCCUCAGCCGUCCAUAGGUCAUCCUGCUGAAGGAGAAGACCCGUUGAUCUGGCUCUUCUCAGGCAGGGAGAUCGCAGAAUGGUAAGAGGAUGCCCCAUACUCCUCAGUGCCGCUCACUGAAGAGACUGUUGGCCUUUCCUUCCAGUCUGGCAGUGCUGACUUUCAGCUUAAUGCAGAGCUUUCUAGCCCAAAGGGCAUUUUAAAGAUGAAUGAAAAUGAAAUGGAAACCACCUCACCUCAGCGAAAAUUUCCUGAAUGGAUGUCUGAGCAGAAUAAAAGAGGUGCUACAGAAGAAAAGAAGGCAUGCAUUCAGAAGAGUGUUCUCGAAGAUGACCUCCCAUUCUUAGAAUUCACUGGUUCUGUUGUUUACAGCUAUGAAGCUAGUGAUUGCUCCUUCCUGUCUGAAGACAUUAGCAUGCGUCUGUCUGAUGGAGAUGUGAUAGGAUUUGACAUGGAAUGGCCACCCAUAUACAAACAAGGGAAGCGAAGCAAAGUUGCAGUGAUUCAGUUGUGUGUGUCUGAGAGCAAAUGCUACUUGUUUCACGUUUCUUCUAUGUCAGUUUUCCCCCAGGGAUUAAAAGUAUUACUAGAAAAUAAGUCAAUUAAGAAGGCAGGUGUUGGAAUUGAAGGAGAUCAGUGGAAACUUUUGCGUGAUUUUGACAUCAAGUUGGAGAGUUUUGUGGAGCUGACGGAUGUUGCCAAUGAAAAGUUGAAGUGUGCAGAGACUUGGAGCCUCAAUGGUCUCGUUAAACAUGUCUUGGGAAAACAGCUUUUGAAAGACAAGUCUAUCCGCUGUAGCGAUUGGAGCAAUUUCCCCCUCACUGAGGACCAGAAACUAUAUGCCGCUACUGAUGCUUAUGCUGGUCUUAUCAUUUAUCAAAAAUUAGAAAGCUUGGGAGAUGCCGGGCAAGUGUUUGCUCUAAAUAGAGCCAAAGAAAGACUACCUAUGGAGAUGAAGAAACAGUUGAAUUCAAUCUCUGAAGAAAUGAGGGACCUAGCCAAGCAUUUUCCUGUCACUUGCAGAAAUUUAGAAACUCUACAGAGGGUUCCUAUAAUAUUGAGGAAUAUUUCAGAAAAUCUAUGUUCAUUGAGAGAGGUGCUAUUUGGUCCUCCAAACACUGAGCCUGAACAGAAGCAAGGCAGUAGUUUUACCUUAUUGUCACCAGAGGAUUCAGCUGUUGUUGGAGAUAAAGAGAAACAAAUUGGAGAACCUAGGACUUUCCCUAAAGAAGAACCAUGGGACCCAGAACUUGACAAUUUAGUGAAACAUGAGGAAGUUGAUGUACUUAGAACUAAAGUGAAGCAAGAAGAAGGUGAGUUUGAAGAUGAAGUAGAAGACAAUCUGUUGAAAGAAGAAAUGGAAAGAACUUGUUGGAUGUCCAGUAUUUCAGAAUAUGAACUCCAAAUUUUGGAACAGCAGGCUGAAGAAAAAAAUUGUAAUGAUGUUUCUCACCAAUCUUCUGAGCAUUUAUCUUUCAAUGAUGAUGGAAACGAUUCCUCUUAUAUAAUUGAAAGUGAUGAAGAUUUAGAAAUGGAGAUGCUUAAGUCUUUAGAAAACCUAAAUAAUGAUGCGGUGAAACCAACUCAUUCUAAAUGGUUGGAAAUGGAAAGCAACGUGAGUCUUCCUUCUGAGGAGGGAGAUGGAGAUGGAAAUGAAGCCACUGAAGAGGAGCAGGAAGAAGAGGACCAUUUAUUGCCGGAACCCAGUGCAAAGCAAAUUAAUUUCCUCAAGACCUUUUUCGGCCAUUGCAGUUUUAAACCGGUUCAGUGGAAAGUCAUUCAUUCUGUAUUAGAAGAAAGAAGAGAUAAUGUUGUUGUCAUGGCAACUGGAUAUGGGAAGAGUUUGUGCUUCCAGUAUCCACCUAUUUAUGCAGGCAAAAUUGGAAUUGUUAUUUCGCCUCUCAUUUCCUUAAUGGAAGACCAGGUUCUUCAGCUUGAAAUGUCCAACAUUCCAGCCUGUUUACUUGGAUCAGCACAAUCAAAAAAUAUUCUAGGAGACAUUAAAUUAGGCAAAUACAGGAUCAUAUACAUAACUCCAGAAUUCUGUUCUGGUAAUUUGGACCUACUCCAGGAGCUUGAGUCUAAUAUUGGUAUCACACUUAUUGCUGUGGACGAGGCUCACUGUAUUUCUGAGUGGGGCCAUGAUUUUAGAAGUUCAUUCAGGACACUGGGCUCUCUGAAGAAAGCACUCCCCUUGGUCCCAGUCAUUGCCCUCUCUGCCACUGCAAGCGCCUCCAUCCGGGAAGAUAUCAUACGCUGCUUAAACCUGAAAAACCCUCAGGUCACCUGCACUGGGUUUGACCGACCAAAUCUGUACUUAGAAGUUGGACGAAAAACAGGGAAUAUCAUUCAGGAUCUAAAACCAUUUCUUGUCCAGAAGUCAAGUUCUGCCUGGGAGUUUGAAGGUCCUACCAUCAUCUAUUGUCCUUCCAGAAAAAUGACAGAACAAGUUACUGCUGAGCUUGAGAAACUGAACUUAACCUGCAGAGCAUACCAUGCAGGCAUGAAAAUUAGUGAAAGGAAGGAUGUUCAUCAUAGGUUCCUGAGAGAUGAAAUUCAGUGUGUUGUGGCUACCAUAGCUUUUGGAAUGGGCAUUAAUAAAGCUGACAUUCGCAAAGUUAUUCAUUAUGGCGCUCCUAAGGAAAUGGAGUCCUAUUACCAGGAAAUCGGCAGAGCUGGCCGUGAUGGACUUCAGAGUUCUUGUCACUUACUCUGGGCUCCGGCAGACUUUAACUUAACUAGGCAUCACCUUAUUGAGAUACAAAAUGAAAAGUUCCGGUUAUAUAAAUUAAAGAUGAUGGUAAAGAUGGAAAAAUAUCUUCACUCCAGUCAAUGUAGGCGACAAAUCAUCUUGUCCCAUUUUGAGGACAAACAACUACAAAAGGCCUCCUUGGACAUUAUGGGAACUGAAAAAUGCUGUGAUAAUUGCAGGCCCAGAUUGAAUCAUUGCUCUUCCGCUAACAUCUCAGAGGACACAUCCCAAGACCUAGGUUCACAAGCAUUCCAGCUACUAUCUGCCGUGGACAUUCUACAGGGGAAGUUUGGAAUUGGGACUCCAAUUUUAUUUCUCCGAGGAUCUAAUUCUCAGCGACUUCCAGAUAAAUACCGCCGUCACAGGCUUUUUGGCACUGGCAAGGAGCAAGCAGAAAGUUGGUGGAAGUCUCUUUCUCACCAUCUCAUAGCUGAAGGACUCUUGGUAGAAGUGCCCACGCAAAACAAAUUUAUAAAGACUUGCUCCCUCACAAAAAAGGGUAGAAAAUGGCUUGCUGAAGCUGAGUUGCAGUCUCCUCCAAGCCUUAUCCUACAAGUUAAUGAAGACAUGUGUCCGAGGACGGGUCAGAUGCCAAGUUCCAAUCACGUAUCAUCAGAAACGAAGCAACAUUCCUCUACUCAAAAACCAGUUGGAUUAACUCCAGAGCAGUUGAAUUUGGAGAGAAUGUUUUCCUACAAAGCACCUGAGAAGUUUUCCUCUGGGAGUAACAUUCCUAAAAACAGAGUCAUGAUGCAGUCACCAGGAACAUCUUAUAGCUCCCUAGAACCUGCUAUUUCGGCCCAAGAGCUGGACACUCGGACUGUGCUGUAUGCCAAGCUGGUGGAAGCUAGACAGAAACAUGCUAAUAAAAUGGAUGUGCCACCGGCUAUUCUGGCAACAAAUAAGGUUCUGCUGGAUAUGGCCAAAAUGAGACCAACCACUGUUGAAAAUAUGAAACAGAUUGAUGGUGUCUCUGAAGGCAAAGCUACUCUGUUGGGCCCUCUGUUGGAAGUCAUCAAACAACUCUGCCAAGUGAAUAGCAUUCAGACAGACCUCUUCUUGAAUACAAAACCCCAAGAGGAACAGAAGAAAAGUCAGGAAACGGAAAAUAAAGAAUGCUCACUCUCACAGUCGGUGGCGGUCACAUACUCUUUAUUUCAGGAAAAGAAGAUGUCCUUGCACAGCAUAGCUGAGAAUAGGCUUCUGCCUCUCACUGCAAUCGGCAUGCACUUAGCCCAGGCGAUAAAAGCUGGCUGCCCCCUGGAUAUGGAACGAGCUGGCCUGACCCCAGAGGUUCAGAAGAUCAUUACCAAUGUUAUCCGAAACCCUCCCAUCAACUCAGAUAUGUAUAAAGUUAAACUCAUUAGAAUGUUAGUUCCUGAAAACAUUGACACAUACCUAAUCCACAUGGUAAUUGAGAUCCUCAGUGGUUCCGACAGCAGGAGUCAGCCUUCUUGUGAUUCCAGCAGAAAGAGGUGUUUCUCCAGCUCCGAAGAGAACUGUGGGAGUGUUAAGAAAAGCAAGGACACAGUCCCUGAUGCCAAGACAUCAUCUGAAAUGUCAAAGAGAAAAUUGCCCCCAUGGUUUACCAAAAGAAGUGUGUCCUCAGCUGAUAUUGGCAGCUCAUCAAUGGCCAAGACAAAAAAGAAAGGUCUUUUUAGUUAGAUGACAAAUACAGAGCAAUUUGUGUGUCUGUCUUUAUUCCUGUAAAGAAUGAAAAAAACAUUUUUAACUUUAAAAUUACUUAAAGUUCAAAGAAAAACUCACUUAGACAUUGAGCAGCCGGCAUCAUUAAUCACCCAUCCAGAGUUGAGAUAAAGUAUCUGAGCCAUCUAAGAGCCUGAGUGCAACACAGAGUGUCGAGGUGAGCUUCCCUUCACCCUUGCCAGCGUCUUGUUGCGGUCUCUCUACUUCUGGCAGUACUGCGUGUGGGAAUUGUAGGAUCUGUCUCUGUGACAUAGAUUAUAGGUUAGUAGUUACAUAGUGAUAGAUACAAAGUUGUCUGAAAUUGACAAAAUGGAGUCCUGUGACUUCAGACAAAAGACUCCUUUUACAGAUUGUCUUUGCUUCCUUAUGCCGAUGCCUGUAGGCGCAGUGUCAGAGCAUCAGUGCAGCAGACCAGUGACACACUGGCUUCCAUUUAAAAGGGGGACCAUGUUGAAAGGUUUCCAGUUGCAGAGACAACUAAAUGCUAUGCAUUUUCUGCGGAGUUUCUAUUAUUUUUUCAAUAAAACAGUGUCCCCCAUAGUGAAUAUUAAACAUACUUAAUUUUUAUGUAUUUAAUUACUGAGUACCUUCAAUAUUUAAAGAUGCCAAGAUUUAAUGUCUUAUGUUUCACAAAGAACUUAAAAACAUAAAACUUAACUCUGUUCUUGGUAAACUUUUGUAAUAUAACUUUAGGCAGUUCACCAUAUAGCUUAUAAGUACUUUUCAAGCCUUUGACUGACUUUUUUUUGUAAAUAGAAAUGGACUGUUAUUAAUACAGAAGAAAUACAUGUGUGAAUUCAGAGCAGCUUAAAAAAUGGAACCCUGGGAUUCCAUUAGGAGAUAAUCAAAGUCAUUUUUGGGAUCUGUCAGACUUUCUCAUAUUCAUUUUCUUAAUUUGUUACAUCCAUAAUACAUGAAUGAAUCUUAUUGUAAAACAUUCAAACUAUACUUAAAACAUAAAAAUCCCUGUGUUCUCAUUUUUCUGCUUCCUAUAACCAGAAGGUAGCUCCCAUUAAGUACGUGUCACACACAUUUGGUAGUUAUUUCUGUCUUUCUGUGCCUUGACAUGUGUUUCUGUAGUGCUUGAGUCGGUAUUCUCAAUGACAGAGUGUCAGGAUGCUUAAGCUGCUCUGAGCUGAGUUCUGGAUGUGGUAGCCAUCUGUAGGGAAACACCUGCCUAAUUAUAAGUUGAAUUGGAGGAAUUUUUUAAUGGAAUUGAAAAACAAAAAUUUGCUGGCAAAAAUUAUGCUUGGUUCGUUAGACUGGCUAUUUGGCAGACAUUGUUCUUAAGACUGAAUGAAGUUAGCUUAUUGUUUUAAGGGAAAUGAUUUACCAAUAUUUAUUGCCAGUAGUAAAGUUGAAAUUUCUAGCAAAGCUUACAGUUUUGGUGAGCUUAUAUCCUUGGUGGGGAACCUGGGCAGCUUUUCCUUGACCUGAAGACUUUUGUAAUGAGGUGGAUAAAAGAAACAUAUUAUUUUUGAUACUAUCCAAAGUUUUAUCUGUAUCUAGAACAUCUAAUGAGCCCAAGAAAUUAGUCUUUAAGGGCAGCUAAGACAUGAUGUAACAUGGAGAUAACGCUGUUUAAAAGGCCUGCUUGAAGCAGAAGAGGGACCAGUAAAUCUUAAUGUUAGCCAAGAAUGAAGAGCUGGAGACUGUCGUUUCAGACGACACACUGAAAAUAAUCAUUAAAAAACAGCUACUGUUUUGGUAUAGCUUCAAAGAAGAUUCUCUACCAUUAUUUGAAAAGAUAUUAAAAUAUUCCUGUCUUCUCCAACUAUAUAUUUGUAUGAACUUGGGUUUUCCUAGUAUACCUCAGGCAAAAUAGUGUGUCCAAGUAGACUGAAUGCAGACAACCGGACUCCAGGCUCUUCCCUUAAACUCAUCUACUCAAUGAGAAUGUUUACAGAAAUGAAACAGGACCAUCCUUGUGAAUUUUUUUUAAUGAAAAUAUAUUUUUUUAAAAACAAACAAUAUUUGUGCUAAAAUGCAACUGAUUUGCUAUGGCUGUUUUGAAGUGAAUCAAUAAAUCUUUGGAAA
Molecule: messenger RNA, 6580 nt
Organism: Psammomys obesus (fat sand rat)
Lineage: Eukaryota; Metazoa; Chordata; Mammalia; Rodentia; Muridae
Gene: Wrn
Product: WRN RecQ like helicase
Exons: 35
Coding region: 290-4501 (1403 amino acids)
Biological process (GO): telomere maintenance; DNA replication; double-strand break repair via homologous recombination
Cellular component (GO): chromosome; cytoplasm; nucleoplasm
Molecular function (GO): ATP binding; 3'-5' exonuclease activity; four-way junction helicase activity
Source: RefSeq, a predicted model, not a curated record